Telopea speciosissima is the source of this 1006-nucleotide messenger RNA. Its product is annotated as deSI-like protein At4g17486. The transcript has 4 exons. Lineage: Eukaryota; Viridiplantae; Streptophyta; Magnoliopsida; Proteales; Proteaceae. Gene Ontology annotation, molecular function: deubiquitinase activity. The record is from RefSeq and is a predicted model, not a curated record. The coding region runs from base 1 to 801 and encodes 266 amino acids. Gene Ontology annotation, biological process: protein deubiquitination.
AUGGCACAGGGUUUUUGUGAAUUUGUGUGGCUCAAGGUAUUACUUAGUGAUCUUGGGAUAACUACUGCUGAGCCAAUGUAUCUUUACUGCGAUAAUAAGGCUGCCAUCGGUAAUGCUCAUAACCCGGUACAGCAUGACCGGACAACACAUAUUGAGAUCGACAUGCAUUUCGUCAAGGAGAAGCUUGAGCAAGGCUCUAGUUGCAAUCCUUUUGUCACCAUAGAAAACCAGUUGGCUAAUGUGUUGACAAAGGGUUUACAUUGUAAAGUUUUUCAUCUUAUUUUUGCAGUACAUGGUAUGGAGUUUGCAUUUGGAGCCCAUGAGUACCCAACAAGUGGAGUGUUUGAGGUGGAGCCGAAAUGCUGUCCUGGUUUUGUCUUCAGACGGUCAGUGUUGCUGGGCAGUACUGACAUGUCCCGUUCAGAGUUCCGGUUAUUCAUGGAACAUCAUUCUGGACAAUAUCAUGGAGAUAGCUAUCAUUUGAUUGCGAAGAACUGCAACCAUUUUACUGAUGAUGUUUGCAUGCGUCUCACUGGAAAACAUAUUCCUGGUUGGGUGAAUCGGUUAGCUAGAUUAGGUUCUUUCUGCAACUGUCUACUACCAGAAAGUAUUCAGACUACAACAAUUAGGCAUCUACCUGAUCAUCCUGCAUAUUCUGAUGAUGGGUCUGAUUCUGUUGCGUCAUCACCAUCAGCAGACAGUGAGGAAGAGAGCUCAGAUCAUCACCUGCUGACUACACAAAAUGGCGAUGUGGCAUUUAUAAAUGAGAAAUCAUUGAGGCUUGCGAAGGAUCUCUUGUGAUUAACUAUACCUUUGUUUCAUCCUUUGCCUGCCUAUUGUCUGUACUAGCAGUGUAUGAUUUUCAAUUGUAUCAAUAACCCUUUCGUUUCAAUAUGCUGGUGGAUACUGGUCAUAGCUCUUCAAUGGACUCUGGUGGAUUCUGAUGCCUAGAUUUGUCUUUGUAUAGUAAUACAUGUGUCUUCAAGUUUAAUGUCUAUCCACCAUG